AUGAAGGGGUUGAAGGAAGUCUUGAGAGGCAUCAAGAAACAAGGCUUGUAUUCCCUUGAAGUUGAAGUCAAAAGUGGCUCCGCUGAUAUUGCAUCAUUGAAGCACAUGAAAAAGACUCAGUUAUGGCACAUGAGACUUGGACAUGUCAGUGAAAAAGACCUAGUCAGAUUAAGCAAGCAGAAUCAAUUAGGUGUUGAUAAGCUCGAAAAGCUGGAGUUUUGUGAACCGUGUGUAUUUGGUAAAGCAUACAGAGUGAAGUUCAACAAAGACCAACAAAGAACAAAUGGAUCUCUUGAUUGUAUCCAUGAUGAUCUUUGGGAACCUGCAAGAAACCCAUCGCACUCAGGUGCAGGGUAUUUUCUAUCCAUAGUUGAUGAUUACUCAAGAAAGCUUUAG
Messenger RNA from Vicia villosa (hairy vetch), 396 nucleotides. RefSeq lists its product as uncharacterized. The transcript has a single exon. Lineage: Eukaryota; Viridiplantae; Streptophyta; Magnoliopsida; Fabales; Fabaceae. Bases 1 to 396 code for a protein of 131 amino acids. The record is from RefSeq and is a predicted model, not a curated record.